Serendipita indica DSM 11827 is the source of this 1614-nucleotide messenger RNA. NCBI's taxonomy places the organism in Eukaryota, Fungi, Basidiomycota, Agaricomycetes, Sebacinales, Serendipitaceae. The record is from the annotation of a GenBank genome assembly.
AUGGAUAGACCUCCAUAUUCCGGGGCAAGACUGCAAGGGAGUAGAACGUCAGAUGGACGUUUUGGUGCCAGCAGAGAGGGUGGGAGGGAAACAAAAUACUCCAUUUUUGACGAUCUUCUUGGACAAGACCAUCAGAGGGCAAAGGAGCAAGGGGGACUGUUUCCUCUUCUUCGGUGUUUACUAGAAGUGACGACGCACACUGCCCUUGGGGCGCAUGUCAACAUUCUCACUACCCUUGCAUUCGUUCGAGCUGCAAGACAGGAAUGCGCCCGACUCGAAAACUCGAUGAAUGGCCCACAGCAAGACACGCUCGGCGCCUCAUUAGCUCUGUUUAGGGACAAUAUAGAGUGCAUAAAACGCCUGGAAAAUAUCCUGCUCGAGGAUUGGGACCACACCAAUGACUCCAGUAUUUUCGACUCCAAAUCGGUUCUCGAGUGUCGAACAAGUAUCGAUUUGUGGGAGCAAAAUCGCACACAGGUUGUCAACAAGCUUCUCAGGGUCUCUGAGUUGUCGGGAGAAUCAAGGCCCGACCCAGAUAAUCUCUGGGAGGCCCGUCGUGAUGAUGCACUCAUUCUGCGUACCAUGGUGGAGCAUAUCCCGACAGACAGCGGAGUUACUGAUGACAACUUCAAACAAUCCCACAAUGCUUUACAGAAUCUUAUGGCCUUGGCGGAAAGUGAAAAGCAAGGAGCAGGAGGUGUACAAUACAGUCUUGAAAGAAAGGCAAGAGUAAGGACUGCAUACGCCAUCAAAGCGGCUUGGCUCAUCCGUGUUACAGUCGAAGAGUCCAAAAAUAAAUCUUUCACGAAACCUCUCCGCCGAAGGUACCUUCGACGCACAGAUGUUUGGGCUACCGCAUAUGACUUUGUAUCAUCCAUAGCUAAUGGUAACGUCGCUCCCACAGAAGUGGAGCAGAAGUAUCAGACCUUUGUGUACAAGUUACUCAGUGCGUUUGUAUUAAACACGGACAGCACCCUUUCUCCUCAAGCUCUCCUAGAUCUCUUCGCAGCCGGCGCUCAUGUGUCUCGUCCAUUCAUGUCCCAGAAUCACGCAUUAGUCGAACUCUGCUAUGAACUUGGACAGCAGUACAGCAGCACUGGUGUGGGAGACUUGGACAAACUUGAAGCAGUACAAGAUGCUAUUUCACGGUGUUUGGACGCAGCAAACGCUGCUCGACGAGAACAGGUGAACUUGGCGACGAUGCAGCAGCCCAACAAAGGCGCCAUUGAGCAAGCGUAUCGGAUUGCUUAUGAAUCGGUCAAAGCUGCACUUCGAAGUUUAUCUAGUCCCGAAAUCAAUACCAUCGACGCCACCAUGACACAGGCCAGAGCAGAGGAUGAAGAGCGUAUGAGAGCGUACCAAGAAAGAUUCGCAAAAGCCCAGUUGACGCAGCCGAGCACCAGAAUGGUUCGAGUGAGGAUGGGUAACCGAGACAUCAUCGUCCCAGAUGAUACACGGAUUGCCGCGCUCAUCUGGAGCGAGCAACAGAAUACACGGCAGAGAAUUAUUGGGAUCAGGAGAGGUGGUGUCCUCGUUGAGCCUCAUCGGACGAUUGGCGAGAUUGCUGGAGGUGCUGGUGCUCUGCAGCUCGACAUGCAGUUUGCUACUUCUUGA